Epinephelus lanceolatus (giant grouper) is the source of this 2348-nucleotide messenger RNA. RefSeq names its product cell death-inducing p53 target 1 (gene cdip1). The record is from RefSeq and is a predicted model, not a curated record. Gene Ontology annotation, molecular function: zinc ion binding. Gene Ontology annotation, biological process: intrinsic apoptotic signaling pathway in response to DNA damage by p53 class mediator. Gene Ontology annotation, cellular component: cytoplasmic side of lysosomal membrane; nucleus; cytoplasmic side of late endosome membrane. NCBI's taxonomy places the organism in Eukaryota, Metazoa, Chordata, Actinopteri, Perciformes, Serranidae.
UCAGCAGGAUCAGAGCUGCUAACGCCAACCAACAUCAGUUACACCGCGGACAGGUUGCGUGUCUCACAAAACCAGGUUGUGGCACAGUUCUUACAUCUUUCUUAACCCAGUAGCAGAAUAAAAGUCCUCAGGAGAGAUUUGAAGGGAGCUCUGUGCCCAACCCCUUUCCCUAUACAGACUUCCGGCCAGUAUGUCCAGUGAUCCUCCUCCUCCGUACCCUGGAGGUCCCAGCGCCCCACUUAUUGAGGAGAAGAAUGGACAACCUGUAAGAAAUGUUCCAAUACAGGGACAGCCCUUGCCUCCAGACUACGGUCCUCCACCUUAUGAGGCCCCACAGCCAGGCUUUCUUCCCCCACAUGUACCUGGAGAAGGGCCCAUGCCCAUGCCAAUGCCUCCACCACCACAAGGAGGCCCCUACCCACCUCCGCCCGGUCACUAUCCUCACCCAAUGCCAGGACAGAUGGGCCCUGGUCCCAGUCACUUUGUCCACAUGGGAGGUCACACAGCGACCGUCCUGGCUCCUCCAGGAGCAGCCACCACUGUGACCGUACUGCAGGGGGAAAUGUUCCAGACCUCACCAGUGCAGACCGUGUGUCCGCACUGUCAGCAGGCAAUCGUCACCCGCAUCUCCCACGAUGUCGGCCUCAUGAACACACUCUUCUGCCUCUUCUGCUUCUUCGUAGGGUGUGAUCUCGGCUGCUGCUUGAUUCCCUGUCUGAUUGACGACCUCAAGGAUGUGACACACACCUGCCCUUUUUGCAAGGGCUAUAUCUACACAUACAAGCGUAUAUGCUAACCACCGACAGCUGUAUGCUACAGAGACGUGUACAUGCACACACAUAAAACUCACAGUUCCUCCUGCUGGUAGUGACAGGCUUUUUUCCUCCCAUUUUUGCAAAGUGUCGUGUAGCCCUCUUAAAUUGUAAGUGCAGUUUUUUCUCAUUAGUUCACGGAAUAUUUACUGUAUAUAUCUUCCAGCAUAAUUCUUUCAUGUGUAAACAUGCAUUUGAAAUGUACAAAUCUCACUGAACUACAGAAGACGUAGGGCACAAAAAAAAACAUCCACAGAGAUGGAUAGGCAGCUUGCACGCAGGUGCAUCUGAUCCGGUAUGGAAACUCUGAGACAAGACCUGUGAUGUUAUGCAUGAUAAAGGUCAAAAAAAUAAUCUGGAUAGACAGCCUCAGUAGGAGAAAGCUGUGAAAAUGGUCAGUUUAUUUAUUUGAAUCAUCUGUGAAUCUUGCUGAGAAGCAGCGUAUUGAAGACAAACAUGCUGGGUUAGCUUUGUUUUGUUUUUUUCUCAUAUUUAUUUCAGAUAUUUUAUCCAUUAUUUUAACAAGUUAAUAUUGAGAACUGUGAACAUUUUUGUCCAUGUAUGAUCAUUUUGGUUCUAACAGAUCUAGUUUUUCCUUUUAUCAUUAUCCCUUUUCGAAUGUGAGCAAACUAACGAACCAUUCGCAGCUCGAUAGACCGACGUAUUUGCUUGUUUGGCGAACGCCCGAGAUUGGUGUUACUUGCUAUAUUUAUUAAUCUUCAGGGCUUCAGUCAGUAGUCACAAAAUGCCGAGUGAUGAACAGUUACCGCCCUCUGUCUAUGAUGUACUUAUUUUGAUGAUAAAGCCAAGAUAUGCACUUUAAGUUGGAAUUCAGUCCCCCAGCCCCCCCUCUGAUGCAUUCAUGAAAACUCUCAACCUCAGCUGUCUGAACUCUUAGCAAUCACAUGUCCUCUCUCUAGUUAAGGAUGUUGGCAAACAAACUACAGUGGUGGCACCACCAUCAUCACAACAUUGUUUAGCCUGUGACCCUCCUAAUGCGGCAUCAGACCUUUAAGAUUACCCGCAUUGCUCAGAUGCAUGUUAGAUGAUAAAUACUGAUGUCUUUUGACUAAUAUCAAAUAGUGACCUCCGCUAGGAAAUAAGCUUCAAAUAAAUGAUUGUAUCAGACAUCCUACAAAACAACAUUGUGAUUCCAUAGAGAUUACUACUAACAACGAAGGAGCAUUUUAUGGCCACCACAGCAUGCCCGACCUGCCGUUCACCUUCACUCACUAAGUGCAGUUUGUCUGCAUGAGCCACACAUCCAAACAAAUAAUUCUCACCGGCUAGUUCCUUGACUCUAUGUGCAUUUGAUUUUGUUUUUUCUUCUUGAGGCUAGCUAAGCUGUGCAAGAAAGUGAAUUUUGAGUUGAAGGAUUGCAUUGAACUUUUAAUACGAAGUACUGUAUGCCAUUGUUGUGGAUAAUGCUGGUCUGCAUUGCUCUCUAAAUGUCCGUGAUAUGUAUAACUAUGUAAGUCAAAAUUUGUUUGACUGUUGUAUACAGGUACUAUUUUAUCAAUAAAAAUCAGAACAUGA